This is a messenger RNA of Cornus florida, 1712 nucleotides long. RefSeq lists its product as uncharacterized. The record is from RefSeq and is a predicted model, not a curated record. The transcript has 3 exons. The coding region runs from base 570 to 1085 and encodes 171 amino acids. NCBI's taxonomy places the organism in Eukaryota, Viridiplantae, Streptophyta, Magnoliopsida, Cornales, Cornaceae.
GUAUAUAUAUAUCCCAAACUCUAAACCCUAAAACACAAUUGUUUCUGCUAGGUCUCUUCAAUCUGGUGAACUUUCCUUUUUUUCAACACUUUGAUCACAGUUUAAAGGUCCUCAUCUGCAUCCAUUCGGAGAUGGAAGAUCGAAAAUGGGAAGAGCUAAACAUGGAUUGCUUGGUGAAUGUGCUUGGGAGAGUGGGAAUGGAGUCCCUGCUAUGUGAUGUUCCCUUCGUAUGCAAGUCAUGAUACAAUGCAACUCGAAAUCCUCUAUGCUGGCAGCACCUUGAUUUUCCUGAAAUCUCAGACUCAUUCAAAUCAAGAUUAGUGGAUGGAUAUCGAUCACAGAGGUUUAAUGCAAAUGAAUUGAUUAAGUUUGUUGUCAAUCGUAGUGGUGGAUCUGCUGUUUCACUAGUUUUUCCGGUCUAUUUUACGGAUCAGACAUAUGUAACGCAUGAGGCAUUUGUUUGUCUUGUAGAAGGGUGCCCUGCAUUGAAAUUUUUGACAUUUCCUGUUCAAGCGUUUGACGAAACGCCCUUCUUUUCAAGAUAUAUAAGCAAGUGGAAAAAUUUACAGAUGUUAUGGCUUGGAAACGCCAUUUAUCUAGAAGCAAUCCUUACCCAAGUCAGCCUUCAUUGCAAGAAUGUUGUUGGCUUAGGUAUUUCAAAUGGGGACGUUGAGGAAGAUGAAUCAUUGCUUAUAGUCACCUUACUGCCAAACAUAAAGUAUUUGGAUCUAAGGCACACAUAUCUUGAUCAGGAGGAAAUAAUGACGAUUUUGAAGGGCUGCAAAAAGCUUUUGCAUUUUGAUGUUAGAGACUGCAAAGGUUUCCGGCUUGAUGAUGAAAUAUUGAAACUUGCUUCUCAUGUUCCUACCUUCAUGUAUGAGGCGGAUGAGGUAGAAGUCUGGAGUGAUGAUGACAUGACCGUGCUACGCGUAUAUCCAUCUUCAGGAGUGAUGGAUGAGAACUGGACUGAUGAUGAUGGUUUAACCCUAAAGGAUAUAGAUGAUGCUUUAUUGGCCAACUUUGCUAGACGAAAUCGCCAUCCGAGGCCAUCUUUGCCCUUGAAUCAAUCGGGUAGGUGCAUAUAGCACUGUCCUUAGUUGUCAUUUGCCUACUGUGUGGGUUCGAAGCUCAGUUUUGUACAUACGCAAUUUCAAUUCUGUUUAACCUUAUUUGAAAAGGUUGAAUACAAUGAAUCGUGAAGUGUCUAUAUACAUAGUGACAUACAUUAUACAUAUGUUAUGGCUUCACAAUCUGUCUCCACUAGCACUUCUCCCAUAGAAACUGACUGAAGAAGACAAGGAUCAAACUAAAACAAACUUCUUCUUCAGCUUAUAGCAACUAUUUCUAUCCUCCAUAUAUGCUACUUUAUAGCUACUAUAAAUUAAUCCAACAGAAAUUGCCUUCAAUCCUGACAUUUACACUAUAUAUAUAUAUAUAUAUGGGGGGGAAUUUAGAUGGGCUCUAUUUCAUCAGUAUGACAGUAAGUUUGUGUUUGUCUAUAUAUUCUAGACACUACAUUUAUUUCAGCUCCUAUUCUUCACCUUUAUUCUAGUAUAUUAUAAAGUUCACUAGGGGAGAGAAGAAUUGUUGGCUGAAUAUAUUUUCUGCAGAUUGUUAUCUUCUUCAUUAUACCAGCAAUGUAAUCUGAUAUUGUACAUGUUGGCUUACAAUGUAAUUUUGAAUUACAUCAAUUUUUGUUAUUUAUUUGUCUC